GAAUUAUCGAUCAGACUAACACCUCCCUUCACCGCAACAGAUUCAUGAAGCAUGUUCUGAUCUUGUCCGCCGGAGAUUACUUCAAACUUCGGACCGCCCUGCAGAUCUUUCCGGGUUGCAUCCUGUUGGACUUCAACCAAUAGGAGGGAAGCAGCGAUUUCGUGCGCGAAACCUCGAAAUCACCAGCAUCAUCAGUUGUCGGUUGACAACGCAAGUUGCCCCCCCCUUGACAGAGAAUGGGUCACCGCAUUCGCUAGCCGCUUCUCGAGCGUCUGUCGCCCCCUUUCUUUCUCGCUUCACGUGCUCGCCCCCUUGCGUGCGCGGAGAUGACAUACUCUACUGUGCCGCGGCCUAGAAUCACAUUAACACCUGAGAACCGUCCCACCGUCCCACAACACACCACUGGGUACAAUCAAGAAUCAAUGGACACUUCAAGUAAGAUGCCAGUGAACUCCGGUGGGAGCAACCGCGAUGGUCGGCAACGACUUCACUUGCGGCCAACCCUGUUUGGAAUGCGGAGGAGCUGCUUAGAAUAUGGACGUAGAAGGAAGGGCUGCGAUGGUCAACAGCCUUGUGGGUAAAACCUCCUACAGUAAGUCAUGUCAGGUACGUUGUGGAUGUAUGAACGGCAUCGAUGGUGGUGGAAUCAGACGUACGCACAACAUAUGCAUAUAGUCUAUUCCGCGGGCAAAUAUGCACAUGAUGGCAAGCUGCGAAUAGUCGUGCACACAGCUGGGGUCGCAACCAAUCAAAACCAAUUGCCAAAUGUCGUGUCAGUGUGCAGCUGCAACGUUUUCCACGCCCCAACAAACCGCCCGCCCAUCAGCUGAUCAUGUCAAGUCAUUUUGUCUGGACUAUGCAUAUAACGGCUGCAGCAGAUUCACGUACUGCUGUAACAAUGUAUGCAUAUGAAACGCAUGCCUAUACGUUUUGUUUGCUCAACUUCUCAUGAGGUACAUAGUCUUUAGUCUAGAGCUACAUGUACAGUCUAGUCUAUACGUGAAGAACAUGUUGAGUCUGAGCUGUUUUCCCCAGGUUCGCGCUGUGGAGAACGCACCUGGUCAUAUUUUCUCGUGAAAUGGGGAGAACGGAUGUAUUGCAGGGUCUGUGAGGGCGAGGGCAGCUGACCCGUAGUCCUCGUACCAGGGGUUCGGCGCGUCCACUGACUCUUCCAAGGUCAUGACACAUGUCACUAUCUGCAAUCCCUUCAUAGUGCAGCCGCUCCUGUGGCAGCAGCCACAUACACACACAGGAAUACGUCCACGGAAGCGAAAAGCCCGCCGCACAAUAUCAUUGCGCGUCGAAGAAGAUACAACGCGACAAGCGCGUCCGUCCGUUGAACGCUUUCGAGCCUCAACCCCUUCAGGGCUAGAUCGCCGUUUGGGUACACUUUUUGUCCUCAUUUUCUUCACCUGCUUUACCUCGUGAAGAAUGGCAUGAUUGUCUCCUCCUUUGAACUACUCGACCAGGGGGGUGCCAGGGUACACGAGGACGACUCUAGUCUAUUAUGUAUGCUUUGUAGAGUGGAGGAGUGUGAGGGUAAUAAACAGGUCGAAUCGCGGGGCGACUACGCCGCGUCUGUCUACCUUUCUUUGGGGGAAAGCGCUACUAGGGGCAUGCGCGGAAGAAGUGCCCAGCACCCGUUGAUAGGAGGCACCGGACAACCUAGGGCUUGGGUUAGAAGGUCGCGCAUUCCCUCUAGAGAAAUAUCUUGAUAACCUCCUUUUCUUGCCCCGUUUUAUCCAGAGUUCUUGAGUAAACAUAAACACUGAACGCCUGUAGAAACUUGUCUGCGUAAAGUGGUAUUUUUCCCGCAUCCGCCCACAGACCACUUGGAUAGUUUCUAACUGGAGCCAGGGUAUUGACCCAACAUAAUGCAUACCAUUCAAAAGCUACGGAUCAGGGCUUUCGAAUAAACCUACUUUUAGCUUUCACAGACACCUACCUUGGUGACGAGUUCCUCUGUCGAGUAUACCGUUUCGCGAAACCGCGGUGGAUCGAUUUGCCGGGGUCUCUCCACCGACUGCUGUGUGCAUUUUUAUGUCUUUUUUUUUUUUGCCUUCCGACAAUUUUGCAGAUGUACCUCAGAAAACUUUCACUUAAUGUCUCAUACUCUACAUGAAUAUCAAACCAAUACGAAGUACAACAACAUAUGUAGGACUUAUUUCUACUGUCAUUUACAUCGUAAAAAUAUCUCCGCUUCAACUUGAAAUAAAACCAAUGACAAUCCUGAUGGUAUCCUAUAUGCGUUCGUAAGCUUGCUAAAAUACUACUGCGUUGAUGUCCUCUUGUAAAAGCUGAAAUCCAACAAAUGCUUUGAUCCAUGCUACAUCUCCGUGUUGGAAAAGCCCUUUGUUCAUGAUAACAUCUUACCCUAUUCUACGCAAAUCUGUCACAUCUACUCUCAAACAAGUAUGUUUCUUGUCAUUUUCGGUCUGGUCCCCUUUCGUCCUCGCUAUCUUCCAUUUUGUUUCUCUUUCCUUUUACUGCUUCCUUUUUUUUCUCUCUUUUUCUCUGUUUUCUCCUGUUAUUAGGCUGACUCUUAUGGCAAACG
Ectocarpus sp. CCAP 1310/34 is the source of this 2554-nucleotide messenger RNA. The record is from the annotation of a GenBank genome assembly. NCBI's taxonomy places the organism in Eukaryota, Phaeophyceae, Ectocarpales, Ectocarpaceae.